AUGCAGUCGAACGCCCUCGUGAAGCAGGCUGCGCGGCCGAGCGCCGCCCAGCGCCGCACGCGACCUCAGCGGCCGUGUGCGCGGUAUGGAGGCGGAAUGGGCGGCAUGGGCGGGGGCCGGGGCGGGGGCGGCGGGGGCUUCGAGAUGAACCGGCGGGACGAGCGGGGCCUGAUCAUGCCGGGCGAGGGCGGCGGGCAGGGCAACCAGGGCGGCAGGCCCUCCACGCUGUACGUUCCCGGGCAAGAGAGCCAGUCCCAGCUCGGCGGCCGGCAGCUCCUGGACGCGACCGGGAAGCGGGACGCCGAGGCACGGAGCGGACCGGUCAACCCGUUCCGUCCGCCUCCGGGGUUCAUGGAGGGCAGUGACGUCAAGAAGAUCGACAUGGACCCCGACACCAUGCUGCGGCGCCUGGGCGCCAUGGCGGCGCCGUGGCACGAGCUCGCGGACCUCCUCCUGGAGCUCAACCGGCAGGGCUACGACGGCACGAUCAUCGAGGAGAUGGCGGACAUCCCGCGCCCCGUGCAGUCGUGCUGGAUGGUGGCGUCCAACGUGUACCGCACGCUGGUCAAGACCGGGGAGCUCACCGAGGACGAGCUGUCGUACUUCGACCCCCCCGAGCGCGCCGAGUGCCUCCUCGAGAUGCGGAACGUCACCGCCGAGCGCCGCGCCCCCGCCGCGCGCUACAUCCAGGAGCAGGGCUUCGACGGCGAGAUGUCCACCGUGCUGGCGCGCGCCGUCAAGGAGCACGAGCGGAAGCGCGACGGGUACCACAACUUCUCGGAGCACCCCGGCGACGCGCUGGCGUUCAAGUACUGGCGCGACGCGAACGAGGCGCGCCGCAAGGACGACAUCGAGCGCUUCGCGAAGAAGGGCCUCGCCUGCUGCGUCACCGACGGCGCGCGCGCCGCGUUUGAUGACUUCUUCGCCUCGGACAAGCCGCGGCCCGACGCGCUGCAGACGUACCCGGGGGAGAUCAACUUCGUGCGGCUGACCGCGGAGGAGACGGCGUUCCGGCCGCUGCCGGUCGUGGGGGCGCUCGGGGAGGUGGCUGCCGCGCAGGUGGAGGGCGCGCCGCGGACGGGCGUGCGCGGGGCCUUCCUGCUGUUCAAGCCCGGGGGCGACGCGGGGCUGGAGUGGGCGUCGAUGCCCGCGUGGCUCCCGCUCCAGAAGGCCAAGGCGCCCGUCGGGCUCAUCGUGGAGGACUGCGCGCAGCACGCGGAGCUCCUGUUCACCGCGCAGGCGAAGAACAAGGACGACGCGAAGCGGCUGCGCGAGGGCGAGGCGAUGAUCAUCGGGGACCGCCGCGAGGGGAUCCAGGUCCAGCCCAAGGAGUUCUACCUCGUCGACGAGGGCGGCCGGGCGGUGCUGGCGAGCGGCGCGGCGGUCGGGGAGCGGACAGUCCUCGCGGAGGUGCUCAUGGCCGUGCGGCCGUUCGCCCCCGAGAUGAAGGGGCUGGGGGCGAGCCUCAUGAAGGGCGUGAAGCUCUGA
Pedinophyceae sp. YPF-701 is the source of this 1488-nucleotide messenger RNA. The record is from the annotation of a GenBank genome assembly. Lineage: Eukaryota; Viridiplantae; Chlorophyta; Pedinophyceae.